This is a messenger RNA of Penaeus chinensis, 2307 nucleotides long. Its product is annotated as T-box transcription factor T-like. Gene Ontology annotation, molecular function: RNA polymerase II cis-regulatory region sequence-specific DNA binding; DNA-binding transcription factor activity, RNA polymerase II-specific. The transcript has 6 exons. The record is from RefSeq and is a predicted model, not a curated record. NCBI's taxonomy places the organism in Eukaryota, Metazoa, Arthropoda, Malacostraca, Decapoda, Penaeidae. Bases 116 to 1771 code for a protein of 551 amino acids. Gene Ontology annotation, cellular component: nucleus. Gene Ontology annotation, biological process: mesoderm formation; positive regulation of DNA-templated transcription; regulation of transcription by RNA polymerase II.
UUAAAACAUUUACUUACGCUCAGUGAUUCGUGUACUUCGGAUUUCUUACAAGGACAUCAGCACUCCAACUUAGUUUUCUUCGUUAAUCGCAAGAGAAACAACAACAACCACCACCAUGCUUAAGACCGAGAGUGUGCGCAAGCUCCUGACCACUGAAGGAUGUAGCAAGGUUAAGACAGAGGCCCUUCAGCAGCACUCCGGUGCUGCUUCAGGAGUAGAGCCCACAGUGGUCCUCGAGGACAGGGAUCUCUGGACGCGCUUCCAAGUCCUCACCAACGAGAUGAUCGUCACCAAGUCUGGCAGACGCAUGUUCCCAGUGGUGAAGGUGAGCAUCAGCGGCCUCGACCCCUCUGCCAUGUACUCCAUCUUGCUGGAGUUCGUGCAGAUCGACAACCACAGGUGGAAGUAUGUCAACGGAGAGUGGGUGGCCGGAGGCAAGCCCGAAGUGGCACCCUCCUCGGCCGUCUACAUCCACUGCGACUCCCCCAACUUCGGAAACCACUGGAUGAAGGAGCCAGUCUCCUUCGCCAAAGUGAAGCUCACCAACAAAACUAACGGCAACGGACAGAUCAUGCUGAACAGCUUGCACAAGUACGAGCCCCGCCUCCACGUGGUGCAAGUCGGCGCCGAACAGCGCACGAUCUCCUGCCACGCCUUUCCUGAGUGCCAGUUCAUCGCCGUCACCGCCUACCAGAACGAGGAGGUAACCGCUCUUAAGAUCAAGCAUAAUCCCUUCGCCAAGGCUUUCCUCGACUCCAAGGAGCGGCCGGAUCUCCAGUCCCAGCGAGACAUUAUGGCCUCCUACCCGCAGCCCCACCACCAACAAUAUGGCUGGUACAUGGGAGGCGGAGUGUGCGGUGGAGGCGUGGCCUACGGACAGACUCCUCCUACCAUGGGUCUGGCUUCAACCCCCGCAAGCCUCUCGUCCCGCAUCGCCAUGAGGAACCAUCGCGUUGUGCCCUACACUUCCCCCACCCCCCGUGCGGCAAGGACUCCACCAGUGAACACCGUGGCUCAACAGCAAGCUGGAGUGGGAUCAUACGGACUCGCAGGACUCGCUGCUGAGUGGCGUCAGCAACCCUGGGGCCACCACCACCAGCCCUCCGUCACCGGUGCCCCUGCAACACCUGCAACCCCCGCACACUACCAGUGGGCUGGCCUGCAGGGCGGAUAUGCACACCAUCCUCACCACCAUGGCUCGGGACUGUAUCACAACUACCAGCAACCCGGAGUUGUAGGAAUGGGACUAGCCAACGCUGCCACGGGAGCUGUGCCGGCACACCCAGCUCAGCAUGCUCAGCGCUCACCCCAGGAGGCACUCACACCUAUGGGCGUCUACAGCGAUACAUCUGUUCCCCAGGGGUACACCGACAACCGUUCUUCCCCGACCUACGAUGACAGCGUCCACAGCGUUGGUGCAAACACGGGUGUUUAUGGAAGCUCAAGACUGCACGAGAGCCCUGAGCACAACAGCACCGGCGGCGGCUCCCCCCAGUCGGAGGCCUCCCCGCCCCUCAGCCACACCUCCUCCCACGCAGAUAUGUUCAUCCUCCCGGACCUGGGCUACCCCACAGGUCUAGCAGCUGCGCACAGCGACUUGGCCCGCAUCAAGGGGGAGAAUCUGACUGAUUCACUCUCCGUAUAUUCCACCUCUUCGCCCUCCGCUUACUCCACCACCUCACCGGCUGCGUACUCUACUACGUCACCAACAGCUUACUCCGCCGCGCCGCUACAUGCCUGGAGUCCUCUCUCUCCGCCAGCAUGUAUGUAAACGCGACUUGUACAUCUGUCCUGUAUCGCCUAAUCUCACUCCUGGCAUGGAACUGUUCGCACCUGCCUUCAAGGACGAGGACGCAUCUGCCCCUGCGUUACAAGGGCAGACCGGUGGUGAGCAACUGUGUCCGUCACGCUGAUGCCCAGUUAUUGUACAAAUGCGCGACGCCAGUCAUCAGUUCAGCGUUCCCAGGAGUGCCGCCCCUUAGCCUGGGGUGUUUGAUACCCCUUCGUACAUCCAGCUGUUGGCUAAAGUUCUUUCUCUGUAUAUAGUCUUCACUUGCCUCACAACUUUCUCGUUGUUCUGAUAAAUGAUUUAUGUUUUGUAUUGUGUGUAAGGAAACUAAGAAAUGAGUGAAUUCAGUGUGCCAUAUAUAUCGACUUGUAAAUAGUGUAUAUACUGAUAUUUUUGUAGUGAUAUAUUUAUGAUGUUAUCCCAGGUCAACUGUAUUUAAAUGGGACUGUGAGAUUGUAAGAUAAGUUUUAAAUGAGUCCCACACCUUCGUCCAGAAAAUAAAGUGAUAACGGAUACAC